AUGCACUGUCUUGCCAGGCUAGCUCUGGCCCUGCUGGCCCUGGAGGCCGCCCUGGCCCUGGCCCCGGCCCCGGCCCUUACCUUGCCAGGGCAGGUCGUGUGCCGGGAGCUCAGCUCCUCGGAGGAGGAUGCCUGCAUGGUCUCCUGCAACUCGGACAAAAACUGCCCCCAAGGCACCAAAUGCUGCCCCAGGAGCCCCUGCAGCCACUCCUGCAUGGUCCCCCUCAUCGCGCCUGUGCAGAGGGCCGGCCACUGCCCACCGGAUGCAGGCCCUCUGAUCCCCCAGCCCUGCUUGGAGAGCAGCGAGUGUUCCAGGAACAACCAGUGUGCAGACAACAGGAAGUGCUGCCUCAGCAUCUGUGCCUUGUGAUGUCUGGAGCCCGAGGCAGGUGAGCGCCCCACAGCCUCCCCCGACAGUGCCCCGGCCACAGCCACGGAUGCAGCAGAAGGUCUGGGCUGA
Messenger RNA from Odobenus rosmarus divergens (Pacific walrus), 459 nucleotides. Its product is annotated as whey acidic protein-like. The record is from RefSeq and is a predicted model, not a curated record. Lineage: Eukaryota; Metazoa; Chordata; Mammalia; Carnivora; Odobenidae.